AUGUGGAUAAUUCCUAACACGGAUCAAAGGCACCAAAAAGAACUAAAAGGCAAACUAAAUCCCUGCUCCAUCACUGCCUGCCCCGGGUGGCGGCGCAGGACAUUUUCUCCAAGCGCCUUCCCGCCCGCACGCAGGUGGCCUGCGCUGGAGGAUCCGGGGCAACGCGCAUUUCCUGCGCCCCCGGAAGUGGCGGCGACGCCAGGCCCUGCCCCCGGCAGAGGCGGAAGCGCAGUCGCCCUGAGAGAUCUCCCGUCGCCGCAGGCGCCUCGGCCAGCCGCGCGCCUUGGCCCUUGGCCCUUGGCCGCCCAUUGCUACCGCCCCGGCCCUGGGCGGCCCGGGGCCUGCUGCGGGCGGGGCGCUGCCCGACCAGAGCUUCCUGUGGAACGUCUUCCAGAGGGGCGGGCUGGCACCGCCCAGGCACCUCCGGCCUCCGCCGCAGCCGACCCCGACCCCUGCCCCGACCCACGCGGCCGCCCCCGACCCCUGCCCCGACCCACGCGGCCGCCCCCGACCCCUGCCCCGACCCACGCGGCCGCCCCCGUCCCCUGCUGGUUGCCCGGCGGCCUCCCCCAUCACCUGCCGGGUCCCCAGAGGCCGCCCCCGUCCCCUGCGCCGACCUCCACCGCCUCCCCCGUCCCCUGUCCCGACCCCCGCGGCCUCCCCCGACCCCUGCCUCGACCCCCGCGGCGGCCCCUGACCCCUGCCCCGACGGACGCGGCCGCCCCCAUCCUCUGCCCGGUCUCCUGUGGCCGCCCCUGCCUCCUGCCGUGUCCCUGUCCUGUGUCGGGCCCUUCCCAAGGUGCAGAGUGGGCCACUGCAGACCCGAGGUCGCGGCCACCGGCUUCUGGGCUAGGCUCUUUUCUCGCCUCAGGAGCCGUCAGGGGGAGGUUCUCCAGGGUGCUUGUUUGGGGAAAGCGGAAACAGACUGCCUGGACCGCUGUUAAAAUGUCAGCAGCCAAGGAACAAGCAGCGACCCGGCGUCUGGUCGGGCCAGGGUUGAUAAAGACAGGAGUGGAGUGAUAUCAGACACCGAGCUUCAGCAAGCUGUCUCCACGGUGAGUGGGCCAGUGGGACCUGGGCCUCGGGACCAAGAAGCCGCGAGUCUGCCCUGCUCACAGUGGAUAACUUUCUUUCUGAAGUUGAUUUUCCAAGGACAAAGGAAUCAUUAGGACAAAUUACUAUUACUAUUACUAUUACUAUUACUAUUACUGGUUCAUGGUGGAGAUGCUUCUGGUUUAUUUUGUGGCUACCGCUGUUACUGCUUGGAGUGCCUCACCGAGCCAGCUAACAACUGCGUGCGUGAGCACAGGGAAAGGCUUCUUGAGAAAUGAAAACUAGGUUGUAGGUUUAGGAGGGGAAUAGGAAGGUUAGCUCUGUACAGCCGAAAGCCUUUUGGUAAGUUGGACGUCCUUGAAUUUCCUCGGUGACUGCAUCUUGGUGACUUCUCUGAAUGGACCUUCGAGGGCACUGGGGGGUGAUUGUUGGAGGGGUUGGGGAGCUCAGGCAGCACUUGUGUGGGAACGUGGCUGUUACAGGAACUGCAGAAACUGGGACUGGGUUCCUGGGGAAAGGACUGGGGGUGUUGGAGGCGCUGGCAGGGGAGUUAUGGGGAGGUGUUCUUACCAGUGUGCGAAUACUGGGUGUUCAGGCGGCGGGAAAUCCGGGUCCUUGCAUGUUGUGAGCUCCCUGGAGUUACGUUCUUGCCAGUUUCAGCUCAACUGAUCCCCCUCCCCUGAGCUGUCAUUGGAUACAUUUUACUUCAUUGAACACCUGACUGCUGCUUUUUCUGUAAUCCCUCAGGGGCAGUCAUCUUUUCUGAUGCUGUGUAUAGUUUGCCUUUCCAGAUCCGUGCCAUUUAAGCUAGAAAAGGG
This is a messenger RNA of Pongo pygmaeus (Bornean orangutan), 1871 nucleotides long. RefSeq names its product keratinocyte proline-rich protein. Bases 1 to 1020 code for a protein of 339 amino acids. The record is from RefSeq and is a predicted model, not a curated record. NCBI's taxonomy places the organism in Eukaryota, Metazoa, Chordata, Mammalia, Primates, Hominidae. The transcript has 3 exons.